UAGAUCGAGGAUUCGAUUACAAAGAUUUGACUCUGCCAAAAACAAGAGGCGAUCAGGGGAAGUACUCAGCAGAUGCAGCAGCAGCGAUGGGCGGAGACGUCGCCUCGGGUAGCAGCGACUCCUACUGCGAUGUGUUCCUGAGUUUCGGCGGACUCGGCACUCCCUCUGUAUUCGUCGACUUACUGUACCAGAGCUUGGUUGAUGCCGGAAUCUCCGUCUUCAGAGACGAAGAAGAACUUCGAAAAGGUGAAGAAAUUGGCCAGCAGAUUUGGAGAGAGCUCGAAAAACUUCGAUCGAGUGCGCCAGGAUCUGCAUCGAUCGUUGUAGACUUUGACCGGGAGAGUCUGGUCGAAGAACAUCGAUCCGGUGAAGAUUUUGGCCAGGGGAUUCUGAGAGCGAUCGACAGCGCCAAGAUCUGGAUCCCCAUCUUCUCCAGAAACUACGCUUCCAGCAAUCGGUGUCUCCGGGAGCUCGCGGCAAUGGUGCAGCGCGAGGCGAAAUCGGGUGGUGGGAAGACGAUCAUCCCCAUAUUCUACGACGUGGAACCUGCUGAUGUUAGGCUUGAAACCCCUCUGUACCGCGAUGCCCUAUGGGUGCACAUGAAUAGAUACAUGCCCGAGGAAGUAAGCGCGUGGGAAGAUGCUCUUAAACUGGUUGCUUCAUUACCUGGAUGGGAAACGGGAUCUAGCAGGCCGUCUCACAUUAUCAGCCAAGCCGUUCAAAUAAUCGUGGUCAAGCUGGAGGAGGUUCGAAAGAAAGAUGAAGCAAAAGAACCAGUGGUACUUAUUGGCAGCCCUGUGGGAAUUGACAAACAAGUGGAGGACAUGAUGGACUUACUUGAUUUAGAAGUCAGUGAUGUGCGAAUAGUUGGAAUCUGGGGGAAGGGUGGGGUUGGCAAGACGACUCUUGCCAAGGUUAUUUAUGAGCAAAUUUCGUCUCAGUUCGACAGUUGUAGUUUCCUUGCAGAUAUUGGGGCAACGGCGAAACAACUUGGAGGUGUUCGGCUUUUGCAAAGCAAGUUGAUGUCUGAUGUCCUAAACCGAGAAUACGAAGUUGAUCAAGUUGCGAAAGGAGUCGAUUUUUUUAAAGGAAUAUUACGGAAUAUGAAGGUCCUAAUUGUUCUGGAUGAUGUGGAGGUACGGUCGCAUCUCCACGAAAUUGUUGGAGAGAAGCUUGAUUGGUUUGGUUAUGGAUCCAGGAUAAUUGUCACCACUAGUUUCAAAUCUGUUCUUCCAGAAUUCAUACCUCGAGGGUUGGCUCAUGUUUACAGUAUCAACAUGAUGAAUAAUGAUCAAGCUCUUGAGCUUUUCAGAAAGCAUGCACUGCGAAAAAAUCUUCCAAUUCCAGAUUUUGAUGAAAUUGCAAAAGGUAUAAUCAACUCUGUGAAUGGGAUCCCAUUACUUGUUGACGUAAUUGGUUCACUCUGGUACGGAAAAAGAAGAGAAGAACGGGCUGCACUUGGGAAGCUAAUUUUGCAAUUUGGCGUGGAUAUUGAAAAGAUUUUGAUGGUUAGUUAUGAAGAAUUGAGCAAAGAGCAGAGAGAGAUAUUUCUUGAUAUUGCAUGCCUCCCUGCUGAUGUGGAUUAUCGAAUUGCUUCAUUUAUGUGGCAUAAUCCCAAUUUUCCCCCCUCCGAUGGAGUUGCUGCACUCCAUUUCAUGUCCCUGGUAAAAAUUGGAAAAAAUCAUGAACUAGGGAUGCACAGGCUGUUAAGGGAGUUCGGCCAACAAAUCAUACGAAAAGAGGAUGAUCGAGAUCCAGGAACUCGAGGCAGGUUGUGCAAUUUGGAAAUGGCCUGGAAUGCAGAGAAGAUGGAGGGGACAGACCACCUCAAAUUUUUUGCAGAAGAUUUUAAGAGCAUGCCAAACAUAAGGUUUCUUAUCUUGGAUUGUGCAAAAGUUGUUGGUGAUUUUGCCAAUGUUUUUCCAAAUUUGAAGUGGCUCCAGUGGCAAGGAUGCACCAGAGAUUUUGAAGCUACUAAUUUUCAUGUCAAGAAAUUGGUCAUUCUUGAUCUUUCAUGGAGCAAAGUCACUGAAGACUGGGGAGGUUGGAGAAAUAUCGAGAUGCCACAGUUGAAAGUCUUGAAUCUUACUGGUUGUGCUGACCUAUUGAUAAGCCCCGACUUGUCCUCUUUCCCAGACUUGGAGAUAUUGAUUCUCGAACGAUGUUCUCAACUAAUGAAGUUAGAUCCUUCCAUACGUCAUCUAAAACGCUUAACUUCCUUAAAUUUGAGAUUCUGCAAUGAACUCAAUAUGUUGCCAAUCAAACUGGGUGACAUGGAAGCUCUUAAGGAGCUCCUUAUUGAUGGGACUUCGGUACAAGAAAUUCCUGUGUCAAUGGGUUACAUGGAGAAACUGGAGAUUUUUAGUGCCUCCAACUGUCUCCAGUUAAGUCACCUGCCUGAUUCAGUUCGUGGCUUGACAGCUCUUUCAGUACUCUCACUGGAAAAUGCAAAAAUUACUCGAAUCCCUGACUCAGUUGAAAAGCUGGUGAAACUUCGGAUCCUGUCUCUAAAGGAUUGUCGUUGGAUAGGAAGACUUCCGGAUUCAAUUUGCAAUUUGGGAAACUCAUUAGAGGAGUUGGAUAUAACAGGGACAGGCAUAUCUAAAUUGCCCAAUUCAAUUACUCGCUUGGGGCGUUUAAAAGUGCUAAAAAUGGAUUCUUGCUUCAUUAGGGAAUUGCCUAGAGAAAUUGGCAAUUUUGCCAAUCUUGAAGAAUUACAUGCUUCCCAUUGUAGGAGUUUGAAGGGAGCCAUUCCAACUGCUAUUAAGAGUCUAGAUCGUCUGAGAAUACUGAGAUUGGGACAUUCCAGUAUUUCUGGCAUUCCUUCGGAAAUUGGAAGUCUUUCUUGUCUUCAGACUCUUGAUUUACUUCAAUGCAACAAGAUUCAAGCGCUGCCAGAGCUUCCCUCCAGUUUAACUUGUCUACGUGUAAGUUCUGAGUGGAUGAAGGCAUUGCCAGAUCUUAAGGAUUUAGUAAAGUUGGAGGAGAUGUGUCUGGGUGAUAAAGAUCCGAAGAAGCUCAUAUGUCCCUCGACACGGAUGAAGCCAAAAUCCAGAUCGAGAGAUCUCUUAGUUGUGCGCAUAGUACUUCCAAAACUGAAGAUGUUAGAGUUGUCUCAUUCUCGAAUCGGGGAACUGAAACUUAGGCAUGAUUCCCUCUCAUGUACACAUCUUAAGAAGCUAGUUCUAUCUGGUGUAAAUCUUGAAGUAGUGCCGGAACUUCCCUCGUCAUUGUCCGUUUUAUCUAUUCGAUGUUGUUCGUCUUUGAGACAAUUGCCAGCAGUUCACCAUCUGAGGAAACUAUCGGAACUAAAUCUCAUCCAAUCUGCAGUAGAAGAGAUUAAGGGGCUUCAAGGACUAAUUACUCUGGAAAUCUUAUAUGUAGCACACUGUGAAAUACGUAAUCUUGAUGGGCUUGGCCAAUUAAGAGCUUUGCGAAGUUUGAUAUUGUCAGACUGUGAUUCACUUGGUAGAUUUCCUGAUAUAUCAAACUUGAAGAUGUUGAAUGUCCUAGUAGUCCAAAGAUGCAGGAUGAUCCCUGAUGUUGAAGGCCUCAUGGAGUAAACCUCCUUGGAAGUGCUGCAUGUUAGUGAAUGCGAGGCAAAAAGCACGCAGCAACUAAGAAGUGCAUAUAGUACCCAAAUUUACAACUCAUUUGACUGUAAGAAGUGCACCUCUUUUGCUCAAGCUCAGUGAGUAGUUAAGAGAAGCACCUAUUUUCCGAUGUUCUUUUACACAUCACCUGUGGAGAAAGACUUAUGAGCCUUGUAUGUUUCAUACAGACUCUUCUUCAUGACAUGAUGUUUCUUGGGUUCAGAAUAAUCUGAGAGGCAACACUAUACAGAUUUUAGUCUUUAAACUAGCCCAGGGUGCAUGAGUUUAUUACAGCUGGGGAACUCGAAAUCAUCAGUUCCAUUGUCCUGGGACUCACAUUUGUAUCGAGAACAUUUCAAUUGUUUUCUUGCUGAUGUAAUGUGUAUGACACCCCAGAUGACAUGGAUGCCCCUCUACUCAAAUGAAAGCAUCCUCACAAUAACUACCAAGAGGGACAUUUAUCUCAAAACAGAUGGCACAGAGGGCAAGCUGGUUAGAAAGGAUCCAGUAAUGAUUGUAAGUGGUUAUUGAUUUCGGCUUCUUAUUUAAUCUUGGUUUAAGAUCAUAAAUAGGUUGGUUUUAGGUAACGUUUGUUCAGCUUGAGCUUUAUGAGUUGGUAUUGGACAUCACUGCACAGUUUUGUUGAUCCUAGGUCUGCUUCUCCCCUUUAACCUAAUAUGGCUUAUCCCAAUCCAAUAAUUUCUGAGUGCCCGCUGUUUUUGGCAGAAUCUUUUGUAAUUUGACUCCGUGAGUAAAUAUGAGUGGAGAGAGUGAAUGGAGAGCAGGGAAUUCUAGUA
Messenger RNA from Syzygium oleosum, 4390 nucleotides. RefSeq names its product disease resistance protein RPV1-like. NCBI's taxonomy places the organism in Eukaryota, Viridiplantae, Streptophyta, Magnoliopsida, Myrtales, Myrtaceae. The coding region runs from base 87 to 3563 and encodes 1158 amino acids. The record is from RefSeq and is a predicted model, not a curated record. Gene Ontology annotation, biological process: defense response; signal transduction. The transcript is spliced from 5 exons. Gene Ontology annotation, molecular function: ADP binding.